This is a messenger RNA of Mustela erminea (ermine), 5282 nucleotides long. RefSeq names its product KAT8 regulatory NSL complex subunit 1 (gene KANSL1). The coding region runs from base 406 to 3717 and encodes 1103 amino acids. Gene Ontology annotation, molecular function: histone acetyltransferase binding. NCBI's taxonomy places the organism in Eukaryota, Metazoa, Chordata, Mammalia, Carnivora, Mustelidae. The record is from RefSeq and is a predicted model, not a curated record. The transcript has 15 exons. Gene Ontology annotation, cellular component: NSL complex.
UCUCUCUUUGUUAGUUGUAACUAGAAAGGCAGGGCAGGGCAGGAAAAAUCCCCGGAACUUUAAAUGGCCUCUCCGGGCUUCCCCGCUGCGGGUCCGGGGCUGGGAGUCGCCCCAAGGGCGGGGGUGUGCGGGGGCCCUUCCCCACCAGCUGCCGCCUCGUUCGCCAGCUUUUCCUUUGGCGUUCUAUUUAAAAAUGCGGCCUUAAGAACACGGUUUAUUCCCGUUAAAAAAAACCCCAAACAAACUCUGGCUGUCGCCUUGAACUUCUCUUGACUGCAGAAGGCCUUUCUCUGCUGGAAACACACAUCUUGCGCGUUUCACGUCUGUUCUCUGGGGAGGCAGUAAGGGGCCGAGGAGCUGGCCUCGGCACCGGGAGAGGCUGGACUUCCUGUCUCUCUGUGCUGAAUGGCUGCGAUGGCGCCCGCUCUCACUGACGCAGCAGCUGAAGCACACCAUAUCCGGUUCAAACUGGCUCCCCCAUCCUCCACUUUGUCCCCUGGCAGUGCCGAAAAUAACGGCAACGCCAACAUCCUUAUUGCUGCCAACGGAACCAAAAGAAAAGCCAUUGCUGCAGAGGAUCCCAGUCUAGACUUCCGAAAUAAUCCUACCAAGGAAGACUUGGGAAAGCUGCAGCCACUGGUGGCAUCUUAUCUCUGCUCCGAUGUAACAUCUGUGCCCUCAAAGGAGUCGUUGAAAUUGCAAGGUGUCUUCAGCAAGCAGACGGUCCUGAAAUCUCAUCCUCUCUUAUCUCAGUCCUAUGAACUCCGAGCUGAGCUGUUGGGAAGACAGCCAGUUUUGGAGUUUUCCUUAGAAAAUCUUAGAACCAUGAAUACGAGUGGUCAGACAGCUCUGCCGCAAGCACCUGUAAAUGGGUUGGCUAAGAAAUUGACUAAAAGUUCAACACAUUCUGAUCAUGACAAUUCCAGUCCCCUCAAUGGGGGAAAACGAGCUCUCACUUCAUCUUCUCUUCAAGGGGGUGAAGUGGUGGCAUCUGAAUCUGGGGACUUGAAGGGGGGUAUGACCAAUUGCACUCUUCCACAUAGAAGCCUUGAUGUAGAACACACAACUAUAUUUAGCAAUAAUAGCACUGCAAACAAAUCUUCUGUAAAUUCCAUGGAACAGCCAGCACUUCAAGGAAGCAGUAGAUUAUCACCUGGCACAGACUCCAGUUCUAACUUGGGGGGUGUCAAGUUAGAGGAUAAAAAGUCUCCCCUGUCUUCCAUUCUUUUCAGUGCUUUAGAUUCUGACACAAGGAUAACAGCUUUACUACGGAGGCAGGCUGAUAUCGAGAGCCGUGCCCGCAGGUUACAGAAGCGCUUACAGGUUGUGCAGGCCAAGCAGGUGGAGAGGCAUAUACAGCAUCAGCUGGGUGGAUUUUUAGAGAAAACUUUGAGCAAACUGCCAAACUUGGAAUCCUUGAGGCCCCGGAGCCAGUUGAUGCUGACUCGAAAGGCUGAAGCUGCGUUGAGAAAAGCUGCCAGUGAGACGACCACUUCAGAGGGACUUAGCAAUUUCCUGAAAAGCGAUUCGAUUUCCGAAGAAUUGGAGAGAUUUACAGCGAGUGGUAUAGCCAACUUGAGGUGCAGUGAACGAGCGUUUGAUUCAGACAUCACUGACAGUAGUUCAGGAGGAGAGUCUGAUAUCGAAGAGGAAGAACUGACCAGAGCUGAUCCCGAGCAGCGCCAUGUACCCCUGAGACGCAGGUCAGAAUGGAGAUGGGCUGCAGACCGAGCAGCUAUUGUCAGCCGCUGGAACUGGCUUCAGGCUCAUGUUUCUGACUUGGAAUAUCGAAUUCGGCAGCAAACGGAUAUUUACAAACAGAUACGUGCUAAUAAGGGGUUGAUAGUUCUUGGAGAGGCACCUCCCCCGGAACAUGCAACAACAGACUUAUUUCUUCCACUUAGUUCUGAAGUGAAGACAGAUCAUGGGAAUGAUAAAUUGAUCGAGUCUGUUUCUCAGCCACUAGAAAACCAUGGUGCCUCUGGUCAUCCUUCAGAGUCAUUAUCUACCAAAUCAUGUGGAGCAUUGAGACCUGUCAAUGGAGUUAUUAACACUCUUCAGCCUAUCUUGGCAGACCACAUUCCAGGUGACAUCUCUGAUGCUGAAGAACAGUUACAAAAAAAGCAACGACUCAAUCUAGUUUCUUCAUCAACCGAUGGCACCUGUGUGGCAGCCCGAACACGUCCUGUGCUGAGCUGUAAGAAACGAAGGCUUGUCCGACCCAACAGCAUCGUUCCUCUUUCCAGGAAGGUUCACCGGAACAGCACAACACGCUCUGGCUGUGAUGUGAACCCCUCCUGCGCACUGUGCGGCUCGGGCAGUACCGUCACCAUGCCUCCAGAAAUUCACUAUGAAGCCCCUCUGUUGGAACGCCUUUCCCAGUUGGACUCUUGUGUUCACCCAGUCCUAGCAUUUCCAGAUGAUGUUCCCACAAGCCUGCACUUCCAGAGCAUGCUGAAAUCUCAGUGGCAGAACAAGCCUUUUGACAAAAUCAAACCUCCCAAAAAGUUUUCACUUAAGCACAGAGCACCCAUGCCGGGCAGCCUGCCAGAUCCAACUCGUAAAGACAGGCACAAGUUGGUCAACUCCUUCCUAACAACAGCCAAGCUGUCCCAUCACCAAACUCGGCCUGACAGGACCCACAGGCAGCACUUAGACGAUGUGGGGGCCGUGCCUAUGGUGGAACGAGUGACAGCGCCAAAAGCAGAGCGCUUGCUCAACCCACCGCCACCUGUGCACGACCCAAACCCCAGCAAAAUGAGAUUGCGAGACCAUUCAUCUGAGAGAAGUGAAGUGUUGAAGCAUCACACAGACAUGAGCAGUUCGAGCUACCUGGCGGCCGCCCAGCAUCCCCCGCACAGCCCCCUGGUGCGACAGCUCUCCACCUCCUCAGACACGUCGGCACCCACCAGCUCUAGCCCACAGGUCACGGCCAGCGCGUCUCAGCCAGUGAGGAGGAGAAGGGGAGAGAGCUCGUUCGACAUUAACAACAUUGUCAUCCCAAUGUCUGUUGCUGCAACAACUCGUGUAGAGAAACUACAGUACAAGGAAAUCCUUACUCCCAGCUGGCGUGAGGUCGAUCUUCGGUCUCUGAAGGGGAGUCCUGACGAGGAAAAUGAGGAGGUCGAAGACCUAUCUGACGCAGCCUUCGCCGCCCUUCAUGCCAAAUGUGAGGAGAUGGAGAGGGCUCGGUGGCUGUGGACCACGAGUGUGCCACCCCAGCGGCGGGGCAGCAGGUCUUACAGGUCAUCAGAUGGCCGGACAACUCCUCAGCUGGGCAGUGCCAACCCCUCCACCCCCCAGCCCGCCUCCCCUGAUGUCAGCAGUAGCCACUCUCUGUCGGAGUUCUCCCACGGUCAGUCCCCGAGGAGCCCUAUCAGCCCGGAACUGCACUCGGCCCCCCUCACCCCUGUGGCUCGGGAUGCGCUGCGACACCUCGCCAGCGAGGACACCCGUUGUUCCACGCCAGAACUGGGGCUGGAUGAGCAGUCCGUCCAGCCGUGGGAACGGCGGACCUUCCCGUUGGCCUACAGCCCCCAGGCGGAGUGUGAGGACCAGCUGGACGCGCAGGAACGGGCAGCCCGCUGCACUCGGCGCACCUCGGGCAGCAAGACUGGCCGAGAGGCAGAGGUGGCCCCCACCUCACCUCCUGCUGUCCCCCUCAAGAGUCGGCAUUUGGCAACAACGGUCACAGCUCAGCGUCCAACUCACAGAUGAGCGGGAGACGAGAAUCUAAACAGACUCACUAACUAUUGGCAUUAAAGCUUCAGAAAUCUCUGCGUUUGAUAUUCAAACAUCAUAUGCCGGAAAUUUUCACAGUUUUUAGUGAAUUUAAGGAAUUUAGAUUCUACUUUGGUAUUUUUUGUUUUGAUUUUUGUUUUGUUUUGGUUUUGGUUUCCAUGUUUUGUCGUCACACACCUGAGCACUUCCUCCAAUUGGCAAACAGAAGUUCAGGAUAAGACCCUGCUGGCCUGGUCCUGGCAUGUCCUCUGCACUGUUGAAUCACUGGACUUAGCGAUGCUAGAUGAUCACCCCUCUCCUCGCACCUGUGGGCAGGGUGCACCAGCCAGGUGGGCAGAGGGGGUUGGGGAGGGGAGAACAGCUUGCUCUGGGCCCCGCCUUCUUCCCUCCCCUGCCAUCGGUGGUGGCCUGGCCCUGCGCUGGCCCUCCUGGCUGGGUCCCCCUUGGCCAUCUGUGCUAGAGCACCCCCACCAGAGCCUCUUGGCCAUAAUUGCCACCUGUUCUCACCGAGCUCUCAGUCGACAGAAUGGCUUCCCCUUGUCAUCCAGAUCUUGGAGACCUAGUUAGGGUUUCCUCUGCAUUUGGUCAUCUCUGUUUUGACUCCUUAACUGCAGUGACCUAGCUGCGGCUGCUCAGGUCCCCGUCCUGCCCCUUCGUGCCCUGUUGUCUGCUCCCCGACACUGUCCACAUACCUGUACGCACCAGUCCUUCCACUCGGGACGUUUUUACCACCUGUCCUUGUCUGUGACGGUAGGGUUAGGGCUACUUAACUUCAUUCCCACUCCUCUGCAAACUGGGGGGUCAGGGACACGAGCAGCCAUCUUCCCUGUAUGAUUCUGUUGUCACAGAUGCAUUUAGUUCCGUUUCCUUCACAUCCGGUUCCCUGUCGGUGUCAGUUAGACCUUUUCCUCUUCCAUGCUCCCCUUGCCUGUGGAACGUCGUCUGGUCCCAGCUGUGGUUCCCAUCGCUCCCUCACCACCCCCCUUGGUUAACCUUGUGCCUGUCUCAUGUAUGAUCACAUCACCAAAAGGGGGGGCAAUAAGGACUUCUUUAUUUUUAUUUUUUUUUGUUGUUGCCAUUUUGUAAUCGUAUAAAAAUAGUAGACAGACUGCUUAAUGGUUGGGGUUUUUUCACAAUUUUCAACAUUAGUGAUUUUUUUUUUUUGAUUCUGUUUGCAAGUUAAAGGGUUUGUCAUUGUUUCUUUAAAAAAACAAUAAUGCACCAUAUCCCUAUGCAUAAAGUGCUUCUUCUAUUUAUAAGGUUGAAAAUUCUGAAUAACCCUUUUAGCAUUGUUAAAAAAAAAAAAACAAAAACAAAAAUGGAAAAAAAAACCUUGUAUUUUGUAAAUAUUUUCUUUUCCUGCUUUGAGCUGUGUAUUGGCAGCGAAACAUGUAGCUGUCUUUGUUCUAUAGAAAUGCUUUUCUUCAGAGAAGCUGAUCUUUGUUAAUGUCUUGAUUCUGUUCGCAAAGCACAGACUAGUGCUUAAAAAAAAAAAAGGAAGGAAAAAUUGAAAAAAAAUAAUAAAAAAAAAAGUUACAGAA